GACCGGCGCUGGCUGCAGCCGCAGUCUGAAGUGCCCCCACUCAUCUUUCCCAGCAGGCAGCUCUAGUGCCCUUUACCUCUGAGUGGACUGACGACGCCAAGACUCUCUGUCUCUGCCCAUACUUAAUCUGGUCGUGAGGAUACAGCAGAUGUCUCGGGUCUCCUGCUUAAAGGCUAUGGGAUCCUUUUAAUUAGUGCCGAGUUAGUGAGUGAGCCAGGAGCUGCGCUUUUCUAGACUUUUCUUCUACAGUCCAAUUGCUGAACAUUUUAAAAGAAGAACAGAAUGAUUCGGCUAAUGUGCCCUUUGUGCAUCCUUUUAGUUCUUGGCUUUCUUCUCUCUAUUGAAGGAAAGAAAGUUAGAGGAUCCCAAGGUGCUAUACCUCCACCCGAUAAAGGAAAGCAUAACGAUUCUGAGCAGCAACAGCCUCCACCCCAACCAGGAUCUAAAGGUCGUGCCAGGGCCAAAGGGACAGCUGCACAAGCUGAGGAAGUCCUGGAGUCUAGUCAAGAAGCUCUGCACGUCACUGAGCGCAAGUACCUUAAACGGGACUGGUGCAAAACUCAGCCUCUCAAGCAAACCAUUCAUGAAGAAGGUUGCAACAGCCGCACAAUUAUUAAUAGAUUUUGUUAUGGCCAGUGUAAUUCAUUCUACAUCCCGCGACAUGUCCGCAAAGAAGAAGGAUCCUUCCAAUCUUGCUCCUUCUGCAAGCCGAAAAAGUUUAGAAGUAUGACAGUUAUGCUUAACUGUCCUGAACUACAGCCACCUACCAAGAAGAAAAGGAUCACUCGCGUUAAGCAGUGUCGAUGUAUUUCAAUAGAUCUUGACUAAAUAUAAAAAGGCCAUGAUCACACAUUGCCAGUAUAAACUAUUACCUUGUGUAUAAAAGAGAACAUCAUACAUUUAUCAGAUUCAUACAAAUGAUCCAUAGCAAACAUAUACAGCCUUCAUUUUUUUCCACUAUGCAUGCAGCAACAUAAAACUUGGGUUUACAAGAAAGGACUGCUGUGAACAAAAAUGAAAAGACAAAAAACAAAUAUAGUUGUUCUAAAGGUUCAUAUUGAGAAGAACUGCAUUAUAGGCCUCUGCUAUGCUGGUUAGGCCUUAUUCCUUCAUUUCUGCAAUUGCAGUUAUGACAAACAAGCACCUACUUAUUACAUAUAAUAAUACUAGAUGCAUUUUUGAAAUUAUGUUAAAUAGUAUAAGAACCUUUAAGACCUAGCCUGUCAUAUGAAAUAUAUGCAGUAGUCAUGGCACUUUUUUCUAAGACUGAACAAUAUACAAGCUUAAAUAUGCAAAGUGGCCUGUACAAGUAUCACCUUCUGCUGGUCAUCCAAUAGGCAAUGACUGUCAGUUAUGUACCAUUAUGCCAAGCUCACAAUCGCAAUUACCAAAACCACUUAACACAUUUUGGAAACCUGUAAUAGUUUCCAAGGAAAUCCAUCUAUCACAUUCUGCUGUGAAGCACAUACAUCGAGUCUGCAUUGCCUGUAUUCCUGUCCAUUACUUGCGCUUCUUUGUGGAUUUUGAAAAGAAAAUCCGGACAGUCAGUAGAUAGUUUCCACUAUGUGGAAUGUGAAAAUGCAGAAAGAUAUGGAUAUUUAAUGUAAUUAUUUCAAAACAUUUUCAUUAUAAUUAUAAAUAUAAUUAAUAUUAUUUUAAAUUUACUUCUGUGAAUGACUGAUUCUGCUAAAUUUGAAAGUUAUGGAAACAAAGCUGUAAACUAUUACAGACAUUUUAUUAUAAAAGAAUAGCACAGUCAAAAUAUUGAAAGACUGAUAUUUGGUGUAGAAUAUUUUGAAAUGUAUGCUUAUGCAAUUUCUGUUUGGUCUCUAGUUUGCUUUUUCUAACUGUUACCCCUUGCUUUUUUAUUUCAGUAUGCUAGUGUUACUGUCUUUUUUCCUGUUACACUAUGUUCACUGUUCUUUCUAUUAGUGAGCCAAAACAAACUAUUUAGAAUUAAGCAAGGAGAAAUUUUGCAAAAUGCAAUUCUACUUCAAAAAGGUUUUUUGAACCUCUGAAACAUUAUUCUUCAUAACUAUUUCAAAAUGUAUUUUAAUUCAUAAGAAAAACAAUUAGUAAACUGAGUUCAUUGAUAAAAUAUUUCAUAAAAAACACUAAACAACAUUCAAAAUGCAGACUUAUCAUUUGUAUUAGCUGCACAGGGAGGUGUAGUGGUGUGACAGAAUUGUUACUGCAUAGCACUUUAGCUCCCACUUUCCAAUUGUGAUGACUUUGGUGUGGAAUUUGGAUGUUUUACCCAUAUUAGUAUUGGUUUCACAAGGGGUCUUUAUUUUCUUCCCACAAUUCAGAUACUUAACGGAAGGAUGACUGGAGAUGUUUCAUUGUCCCUAGGUGAGAGAUUGACAAUGUUUCAUUGUCUCUAGGUGUGUGUGUGUGUGUGUGUGUGUGUGUGUGUGUGUGUGUGCACCCAUAUAUGUGUGAAUGUGCACUAUAGUAUCUCACAGACUGAGAUGAUUUCUGCCUUGCCUUGCACCCUUAAUUGCUAAGAUAGGCUCCAGCACAUGUGAGCCUGACAUAGAUGAAAAAGGUAGAGAAAAUGGAUAUAUAGGUUAACUGCACAUAGAUUCCACAGAUACUGUUCAUCAUUUGAAACAACAUAGUUUUAUUUCUUAAGAUAACUAAAAAAAUGCAGAACUAGUGGCAUUCACUAUGACUCCAGAAAUGGUAAUUAAAAAGUCAUUACAUUUUUUUUGUUUUCUAUUUAUAAUAAUUAUAUGUGGCUAACGUGUAUUUGUGAAUGCAUUAUUGCCAGUCAGUAAGCAACUCCCUCAAGUCAUAACAAAGUCUAUCAGUGAAAGGAAUAAUACACCAAUAUAUUCACGUUUUCAUUGGAAGCAGAGUUUCCAUGGACACCACAAUGGAAGGUACUCACCUUCAUGCCAAGACAAAACAAGUUAGAAAAAGAGACAAAUCCAAGUGCCAUUACAUCCCCUAGAAGUAAUGUUAUAUAACAGCACAGUACAUUGGAGUGCCAUAUUGUUUUCAGAGUGACCCAUUUAUAAUACUAUGAUUUAUUCAUUUGAUUGGUAUAAUUUCACAUAUUCACGAGGCCUUCAGAUCAGUAAUCAAUCAGCUCUAUCAAAUUUGCAUACUCAUUGUAUUACAAAAGAUAUUAGCAGUACAUAGAUGGUAUGACAAAUGAAAAAUAACAAUUCUAACAAGGGACAAAAAGAUACUGGAAAGGAGAUAUACACAUGUCAAAAUAGUCUACAUAUUUCCUUAAAUGCUUUUAUUUCUCUUUUUAUAAAUAUGUACUGAUAAAGGCUUAUAAGCUGCAGGAUUUCUAGUGUAAAUUAAGGUAUGUGGAUGAUAAAAUGUUACAUUUUGCAUUGAUUCAUGACUCAGUUCCAUGUACUGUGGAAUUACAUGCUUGUAACAGCUCUGAAAAGAAUUCUGAUUUUUUCGUUAAGUGAAUUAACUAAAUGUUUUAUCCAAUGCCAUAAUGUUAUAGCAAGGCUACGAAAGUUUGACUGCAAGCUUAAAUCAAAAGUAUUUUGGCUACAUAUUCAGAGGAGAUUAAUGGUUUAUUUGCAUUUGAAUAUAAUUCUCAAUGUAGAAAGUUGCUAUGAAAUGCAAAAUAUAAUCCAACAAGGAAUUAGAUCCCCCCAGAAAUAGCCAUGUAAUGUGGAGGUGACUGCAGUCCAAGAAAUACAAAACAUUUGGCUUUUAUUUUCAUGUUCUUCAAUGGCAAAUGUCCAAAGUAUACAAAUUGUACUCAAAAGAAAGAGGAAUUGCAUUGGCCACCUGUUAUCAUUACUAUUUUUUAGCCUGAUAUUUUGGUUAGUUAUUAGCACGUUCAAAUUCUGAGUAUCCAUUAAAAGUUUUGCUUAUACCUUCUCUUCAGCACAGUACAGGCCAUUUUGGUGAUUGCUACUGUGCUAGGAUUUAACAAUUGUAUUUAUUUGAAUAUACAGCAAAACUGUAAGCAUUUUUUGAUUGCAUAGUUACAAUGUUUGAAAAUAUGGCCUUAUUUGACUGUGUUAUCUAUUUCCAUUGCAAGCUUGGGCUAUAUAAAUGCAGUAUAACUGUUUAUGUAGUUUUAUGAUUAACAGUUUCACAGCUUCAUGCAGUUAUUAAGCAAGAAGUCAUACAUAUUUUAGAAUUGAAAAGAAGCUUCAUUCCAAGAGUUUUAUACACCAUGUAAAUUCUUAAAACCCAAAUAAAAUACAGCUUCCUUAGACUGA
This is a messenger RNA of Protopterus annectens (West African lungfish), 4205 nucleotides long. RefSeq names its product gremlin 1, DAN family BMP antagonist (gene GREM1). Gene Ontology annotation, molecular function: receptor ligand activity; BMP binding. The record is from RefSeq and is a predicted model, not a curated record. The transcript is spliced from 2 exons. Bases 283 to 828 code for a protein of 181 amino acids. Lineage: Eukaryota; Metazoa; Chordata; Ceratodontiformes; Protopteridae. Gene Ontology annotation, biological process: animal organ morphogenesis.